Molecule: messenger RNA, 426 nt
Organism: Hydatigera taeniaeformis
Lineage: Eukaryota; Metazoa; Platyhelminthes; Cestoda; Cyclophyllidea; Taeniidae
Source: the annotation of a GenBank genome assembly
AUGUGCAAGUUUGAGGAUUCUAGAGAUGCUGAAUACGCUCAACGUAGCAUGGAUCAAACUCGAUUCAUGGGUCGACGAAUAGAGGUGGAAUUUACUCGAGGUUAUCGUAAGACUCCUGCCGAAAUGAGAGAUCGUGCCAAUCGCUUCGGUCGUCGCCGUUCCAGGUCUGCUUCCCGUCAGUAUUCUCGGCGUUCUCGAAGUUACUCGAAGACUAGUGAUCGUGAGCGUUGGGAACAUGAUAGGCGUUCGCGCUCGCGAUCAAGUUCUCCCCGUAACGGUUCCUCGGGAGGAAGAAUGAGAUCAAACGGCGAUUAUGAGGAUCGCAGUGGCUGUCGUACGUCCUCCCCAGCGAUGUACGCUGAUGAUCGAUAUCGACGCCAUCAAAACGUCAGAUCAGGCUCACAGCGCUCCCGUUCUGCUACUUAA